GCGGCUGGUAUCCUAGCAACGGUCUUACAGGCGGUUGAGCCGCCUGGACCCGCCUGGACCCGCCGGUUUUGAAAUGGAGUCGGAGUCGAAAGUGUUGGGUGCAAGCAACCCCUCUACAGUAGAAGGCGACUACCUGAUUCUAGACCAAGACCCAUAUGAGGCCAACAUCUACGAAGUCCCGGACCCGGGGUUCCUCAAGGAAGAGAGGGGGUCAUCAUUUUCGGAGCUGGCCCCACAGCUUUUUACCAACAACUCGCGGUGGCAGAACAUGGCUCUGAGUGCCCGUGCCCGCCAGCUGUGGCUGCUCCUGCGCACAGGCCUGCAGGCCGUUGUGGAAAAGGAAAAGAGAGCUGAGCUGCACGUGGCGCGCUUGACGCACGGGCUGGAACCCCUGCGGCGCCUGGAGAUGGCAGCUGGGCUGUGUUCAGUGGCGCAAGACCCUGUGGGCAGACGCUUCGUGGUGCUGGACGGUGCAGGCCGCCUGCACCUGCACAGAGAGGAUGGCUGGGCACAAGAGAAGCUGCUGGCUCCAGUUGCACUUACAGGGCUAGUGGCGGUGCUGGGCCCGCUGGGCACUGUGGGCCGCUUUGUGGGCUGGGGCCCAGUGGGGCUGGCCAUACUAAGGUCCGACCUUAGCCUACUGUGGCUGAGUAAGCCAGGGGAGCACAGGGUGCCAGGCCGUGAGCCCAUCUGCUGCCUGCCGGUGCCAGAUCCCAGGCUGCUGCUGGUGGCGGAGGCAGGCAGAAGCCUGGUGCUCUGGAAGUUCCGUUCAGGGGGCCGCUGCCUGGUUCCCCACGGGUCACCUCUGCAGCUACCACCAAGCAUCUCGGGUGCACUUGCGCGUCUGGCUCUGGGGCCUCGGCCUCCCCAUCACGACCCAUGCUGCUUCGCAGCCUAUGGUUCAGCUGUGCUCACCUUUGAUCUGCAAACCUGGGCUCUCACAGAUGUGCGUCGGAAUCUGCACAAAACCACUAUCUUUGACCUGGCGUACUGUAGAGAGGUAGAGGCCAUGGUGACAGCUUCCCGGGACAGCACGGUGAAAGUGUGGGAGGCUGACUGGCAGAUCCGGAUGGUGUUCGUGGGACACAGAGGCCCAGUGACCGCGGUGGCCGUGCUCCCGAACACCGCCCUGGUGGUGUCAGCUUCACAGGACGGGACGCUGCGCACGUGGGACCUGCAGGCAGCGGCGCAGGUGGGUGAGGUGGCGCUCACCUGCUGGGGCCGCGGCUUGCCGAUGGAGAGUGUGAGCCGUCUGCUGGCCCCCGCUGGCCUGGGCUGGCCCUUGCUCUCCUUGGGGGCCCGCAGCGUGGGGCUGUGGCGUGCUCGGGAGCUCUACUCACCGUUGGCGCAGCUGUCUGCGCCGGUGCUCCACCUGCAGUUGGCGCCGGCGCUGUCCAAGCCCACCGCCCCGCACGCGGCGCUGCCCGCGCGCCUGGUGUGCGCCUGCGCCGACGGCUCGGUCUACCUGGUGUCUGUCUCUGGCGGACGCACCGUGAGCGCGCUUCUGCUGGAGCCCGAGGACUGCGCGGCCGCCGUGGCCUACUGCCUGCCUCGCGAGGCGCUGUGGGUGCUGACGCGCACCGGACACCUGCUGUGUGCCAACGCAGCACGCUCCCCAAUGCGGGUGCUGCACCGCCUGUGCCCGCCGCCGCUGCCUGCACCCCAGCCCUGCUGCCUGCACCUCUACAGCCACCUCACGGACCCCGCCAGCGCGUUCACCAACUGGGAGAUAGUGUGCCAGUACAAGGGCGAGCUGUGCCGCAGCGACGUGGCCUGGGCCUGGAAGGACAAGAACCGGUACCUGCCCGUGGUGGGGCACACUGAUGGCACCCUGUCCGUACUCGAGUUGCGCUCCUUGAAGACAGUCUUCCGAACGGAAGCACACAGCCCAGGGCCCGUCACUGCCAUCGCGUCCACCUGGAACUGCAUCGUGUCCUCUGGGGGAGACCUGACUGUGAAGAUGUGGCGCGUUUUCCCCUACGCAGAGGAGAGCCUGAGCCCCUUGCGCACCUUCUGCUGCUGCCACCCAGUGGUGGUGCUCUGCGCCCUCGGCAAGCGCGUCACCGUGGGCUUCGAGGACCCGAACAGUGCCACCUACGGCCUGGUGCAGUUUGGCCUGGGCAGCAGCCCUCGCUAUGAUCACCGGCCCCAGGACGACCCUACGGACCACAUCACUGGCCUGUGCUGCUGUCCCACGCUCAAGCUGUAUGCCUGUUCCAGCCUGGACCACACCAUCCGCAUCUGGACAGCAGAGAACAAGCUGCUGCGGCUCCUACAUCUGAACGGUGCCCCUCAGGCCCUGACCUUCUGCAGCAACAAUGGGGACCUGGUCCUGGCGCUGGGCUCCCGCCUCUGCCUGCUGGACCACAGACUCUACCUGCCCACAUCUUACCUGCUUAAGAAGCUGUGCCAAGAGGACCCUGAUGGGGCGGAUGACCCUCCACUGCCGCUGGCCAGCCAGGAGUCACUGACCUCAGCCCAGCUACAGAGGCUCGCCAACCUUCGUGGGGCGGCCAGCCUCAGCACAGCCUUGUGUUUCAUCCGUCGCCAGACAACAGCUCCUCAGCAGCCAAUGUCGGAGGAGGACUUGGAAGUCCUGGUUGCCCGGGACCAAGACCUUCAGCAAUUGAGACUGGGGCUGGAGAGCCCGGCAGCCCGGCCCCAGCUGACUUGGCAGCAGCGCCAGCAGGCCUUUGAUAACUACCUACACCUGAUCUACGGCCCGGGCAUGCUGAGUCUGGAUUCUGAAGCAGAGCCCCAGCAGCAGUGGGGCACAGUGGCCCUUGCAGUGGAAAGAGAGACCUGGGACCCGAGUGCCCAGCCCAGAGAUGGCCCUGCUCUCAGGGGCACUGAAGCCCCACCACUGCAGGACGUGGGGACCCUGGGCAGGCGCUUUGCCCGCCCUCCCCAAGUCCCCUUGCCUCUACCAGCCACCUACCGGAGGGCCCACAGCAGAGCAUCCCAGCUACUGGCCCUGUCCUCCCUGAGCUGUGAGCUGGACCUCGGUCUGGACCUGCAGCUGCAGCAGGACCGGCUCAGCGAGAAGCCUCUGGCCUGGGAUCCUCCGCCCCACGACCUGGGGCAGAGCAGGACCUCCCUGCUGCUGCAGAGGCGGCCCCAGGAGCUGCUCUCCAACCGCAGGGGCUUCUUCCCUGCCACCAUCCAUCCUUACAAGUACUGGCGGUGGCCCAUUCGCUUCCCGGGCUAUGUGCCCAAUUCGGUGGUGCUGCAGCAGAUGUGGUCGCCCGAGGAGGUCAGCGGCCUCGGAGCCCUUGACGGACUCUCGGACAGCCACGAGAGGAAGCAGCGCGGGGGCCAGGACGACCUGUGGCUGGUGCGGGGCAUCAGGCGGCGCCGCACCAAGCAGCAGCAACAGAAGCUGAUCCAGUGGCUGAGGGACGAAGAGGACGAGGACGAGGAGGAGCCGGACCUGGACUGGGCCUUGGAGCCCCCGAGUCCCCCGCACAGGCUGCCCUCCGACCCGCUGCUGGUGCCCAUGAGGCCGCAGGCGCUGAGCACCAAAGACCCUGUCCUGAGCCUCAAGGGCAUCCAUGAGGACACCGCCAGGACCAAGACCUACCUUCACCGCCCCCAGUUCCACUACUUGCAGUUGCUCUGGGAGCAGCGCUACGGGCAUCUGCCGAAGUUUCUGCAGUUCUUCGUUGAGCAGAACUGGUUCAAAAAGCUCUUCCCCAUCUUCACCCUUCAGGCCUACCCUGAGAUGAGCACGGUGGAGGGCCUGGCCUCCGCGUUCAUGGACCUACUGGAGGAGGCCUCCUGGGCCGACCGUGUGCACGUGCUGCGCGCGCUGCUGCAGCUGCUACCGGACCUCAGCAGAGAGUUUUGUAGCCGGCUGCAGGGCACCCUCCUGCGCUUGCUCAACCUGGAGCAGCCCCCCAGCCUGCAGGACCGGGUCCAGAAGCAGUUUGUGAUGCUGGCACUGCAGCUGCUCCUGGCAUGCUCCCUGGAGUCCCGCGAGGUGGUGCUGGAGCUGAUGUCCUACUUCCUCUACUCGCCAGCCCCCUGCCGGCCAGAGCUCAGGAAGCUGCUGGACGGACUCGGCCUUCAGGACCCGCAGGGCUUCCUGUUCAAGGAGAUGAUGACCUGGGUCCAGGGCCCAGACCCUGAGUCCAAGGCCACACUGCGCAGGCGCUGCUGCCAGAAGCUGGAGGAGAUGAUCCAGCAGCUGCAGAUGGAGACCGUGCAGCUGUCUGUAUCCAAGUUGUCAGAGGUGCUGCCCAAGGUUUCAAAGACCUCAGGACUUCACCCCCCUUCUAAGGAGGCCCUGUCGCAGAUCUCGAUGCUCUCUGGGGCAGCUGGUCACAUCUCUGUGACAUCCUCCAACAUCUCCCAGACACCCUCUCUGGUGGUCUCACCAGGGGUGUCAGACUUGACCACCCUGGAGCCCCAGGCCCAGCAGAUGCUGGCACAGCCGCACUUUGCAAGGACCCAGCGUGCGCUGUCAGAGACCCUGAUGUGCUUCUGCCUCCAGCCUGAGGUCUUCUUGCGGUCCUCUGCACCCGCCAUACUGCCCCAUGAGAUGCUGCCUCGUGAGAUGCCGCCCUGUGAGAUGCUGCCUCUGGCACAGAUGGUCUGGUCACAGUCCAAAAUGCUGGACCUGGGGCCCAUUGAUGCACUCAACUUCUUUUGCAAGCAGCAGCACAUUCGGCAGCAGGGGCCCCUGCCUGAGGAGCCCUACAGCCCACCCCCAGGCUCUCCCCGGCCCCCGCAGGUCCGUGGCAUGGUGCUGCCACGGUCCCCGGAUCCCCGGCACGACCACAUCCUCCGGCUUCAGGAGACUAGGGUCCAGAGGCCUCCCAUGAGACUGAGGGGCCGAAUGUUGUUCCAGCUCUCGGCAGACCACUCCCUGGACCGAACCAUCCGCAUACUGAAGCUGCCACUGCCUCGGGUGGAACUGCAGCCUUUCCCCCCAGACUGGCCCAGGUCCACCCGUCCGCUGCCCCCACGGCUCCUGCAGCCUGCCCUGCAGCGCUACUUUCUGCCAGAUAACACCAACCCUGACAGCUACCGCUAACCCAGCGAGUGGCCCUGGCCCAGCCCUAACUCCCCCUUCCCUCCAACAUGGAGUCAAGACAUGGCUCUCCAGCCAGCUGUUUGCCCCAGCUAAGGCUCAGGGCUGGAAUAAAGUCCAGAGGCCAUAACCCA
Molecule: messenger RNA, 5166 nt
Organism: Odocoileus virginianus texanus
Lineage: Eukaryota; Metazoa; Chordata; Mammalia; Artiodactyla; Cervidae
Gene: WDR97
Product: WD repeat domain 97
Molecular function (GO): protein binding
Source: RefSeq, a predicted model, not a curated record